CCGACUACUACUACGUCCAGCCGCCGGCGACAUGGAAUUCGCUCCGAAUUCAUUCCCCCGCACGACUUUCCCGGGGUUAGUGGCCGUCCACGUAGUGCGAGCGUGACGCCGAAUCAUAACCCCCACCACCCCGUGCAGCGCCUUUUCGUUUCCCUUCGCCUUUGGAAUCGGCGUCCUCCCCUCCCGUUUGCGCUUCGCGUCGCCGGGCACCGUGAAGGAAAGGAAUUCGGCGGCACGGCGUACGGCGACGUGGAAAGCUCACCAGCAUAAUGCUAUUGUAAUGUAGUGAUGGCUGGCCCCUCCCAAUCACAAUUCGAUCGGGGUCAUUAUUCAAUUCAGUGCGGUCUCCUCCUAAUCCAGCUGCUCCAGCCUAGCUCACGUCGCUUCCAACAGACGCCGCCGGACACCCCCGCCCUGUCCCACAGUCGCAGCGGGAAAGCAAGCCGCGCCGUUUGCCUCGCCGCCGUGCCGUGCCGCGCGCGACCGCCGCGCCAGCCGUUAGCUCCCGACGGCGGCGGCGGGAUCCGAGGCGGGGACUGGGGAGCGGCGACGUGCUACAUGCCUCCAUGGAUCCGGUCGCGGACCCCUCGCCGUCGCGGCGGUCGCUGAAGCGGCGGCCGCCCGCGCGGUCGCCGGAGCUGUCGCCGAAGGCGGGGGGAGGGGAGGCGGCGGAGGAGCUGAUCCGGCGGGUGGAGGAGCUGGAGGCGGCGGCGGCGCGGAUGCGGGGGGAGAAGGAGGCCGCGGAGGAGGCGGCGCGCGGCCUGCGGCAGGAGCUGGACGCGGAGCGGGCCUCCGCGGAGACGGCGGCCAGCGAGGCCAUGCUCAUGAUCGAGCGCCUGCAGCGGGAGAAGGCCGCCGCGCAGAUGGAGGCGCGCCAGUUCAAGCGCUACGCCGAGGGCCGCGCCGACCGGGAGCGCGAGGUCCAGGAGGAGCUCGCCUCGCUCUCCGACCUCGCCGCAUCCUACCACUCCCGCCUCCAGUCCCACGGCAUCGACCCGGACUCCUUCACCGACGAUGAGGAGGAGGAGCCCGACGAGGAGGACGAGGAGGCGGAGCAGUUCGAUAUGGACGCGGUCGUGGUGGAGAGGAACGACGGCGACCUGAGCGAUGGCAUGGAGCUGAAAGCCAUGGUCGUUGACGGCAGUGGCGUCGACGAGAAGGAGCCGUCGUCCCCCGUGGAGAAGGAAUUCGAGUACACGGUGGAUGUUGCUACCUGCGCGAGCACAACGAGGGCGGCUGGGUCGGUGGUGGUGGCGGAGUAUGUUGGGGAAGGGAAUUCAGGGGGAUUGUAUGCGAGGGUCGAGGCGCUGGAGGCAGACAGGGUGGCACUGCGGAGGGAAAUUGCGGCGCUGCGAGCUGAGAGAGCGCAGCUGGUGAUGGCCAGGGAGAUGGCACGGCGGCUGUGCUGGGAGAUGGUUGCUGAGCAGAGAGCCAUUGUGAAGAAACCAGCAGCCCCAGCGAGCAGUUUCUCAGUGCUCAGGAUUUGCAAGUUGACAUUUCUCUCCUCAUCUCCAUUUGUACUUUUUUCCUGUGGGUGCUCUCAAUACUGUUUUGGAGAAACAGAAGUUCUACAGCCAAGUAGGUUAUGUAUGAUGGUUUUAUUGUGCAGUGCCUAUGACGGUCCUUUCCACUCUGAAGCGCAACUGAACUGCUGCUGUGGAUAUUCCGUAGGUAUUCCUUCGGUUUGUCGACUACUUUCCUUGGCCUCCUGCUGCUUCUCGACAGAUCCACGAUGUUGAGUCCCUGGCGACGUCUCCCAAGGCCACAACGAUGAAUACGACCUUCGCCAUCCAACAGCCAAAUGAUUGUAAAUUCAGAGCUUCGAACAAUUGAGCUUUGUUGUGCAUGUGUAUUUGAUUCUUUUUAUGUUUCUUUUUCCUUUUACCACGUACAGUAUUGGAGGUGUACGUUCUGGUUCUGAAGCUUUGAGCUUGCCGUAGUGUGUUAUUCAGACUACUAGGAUUGGAUAGCUUGUGAUCUGGAGCUAACUGACAUGCUCUUUAUAGAGUGUACAUCAUAGUAAUUCGUGGAACCUGAUGUUGUUGCUGUUUGAUGCUAGUGUACAGUGCGUUAUUCUUGCUCUCGAAUUCUUCAGUUA
Panicum hallii is the source of this 2098-nucleotide messenger RNA. RefSeq names its product myosin-binding protein 7-like. NCBI's taxonomy places the organism in Eukaryota, Viridiplantae, Streptophyta, Magnoliopsida, Poales, Poaceae. The coding region runs from base 567 to 1739 and encodes 390 amino acids. The transcript has 3 exons. The record is from RefSeq and is a predicted model, not a curated record.